Gambusia affinis (western mosquitofish) is the source of this 713-nucleotide messenger RNA. Its product is annotated as neurolysin, mitochondrial-like. The coding region runs from base 75 to 434 and encodes 119 amino acids. Lineage: Eukaryota; Metazoa; Chordata; Actinopteri; Cyprinodontiformes; Poeciliidae. Gene Ontology annotation, molecular function: metalloendopeptidase activity. Gene Ontology annotation, biological process: peptide metabolic process; proteolysis. Gene Ontology annotation, cellular component: mitochondrial intermembrane space. The transcript is spliced from 4 exons. The record is from RefSeq and is a predicted model, not a curated record.
CAGCUUCUGGGAUUGUAGUAGCGACAGUAAGCCCGGAAGAGUUUUGUUUUCUGCCCUGGUAAAGAUAUAAGCGCAUGACAAUCCGGUGGCAUGUGUGCGUUAAUGGUUGCAGUGUGCAGAACACUUUGCAGAAAAUGAUGAAGAGGUGCCACAAUCCUGAGACCCGGAGGAAGAUGGAAACAGCUUUCCACAGCAGGUGUAAACAGGUGAAGACGACGAUUCUUGAACAGCUAAUCCAACUAAGGGCAAAGGUGGCAGACUUACUCGGUUACAGCAGCCAUGCAAACUAUGUGCUGGAGAUUAACAUGGCUAAACACGCAGGCAAUGUGUCCGGCUUUAUAGGUACACGCCUUCUGAGACACACUACAAGAGAUGAGAGAGAUCCCACGCUACAUAUCUGGCCAAGAUCCAUCAACUGUCAUCAGGAUGUGUGAUGCAAGAACUGUUUACAAAAACUGUUUACAUAUUUACCUAUUCCUCUUUCUUGAUAUCAUUUCUUAAAAAUCUUUUUGUAGCAUUUGUGUUUGCAAAUACUUAUUUUUAGUCCUUGUUAAGAGACAUUACUUCCUGUUUACUACAGCCAUGCAUAAUGUCAAAAUUUGAUGUAAUUACUUUGUGUAUCCUGAUUGAUUUUGUUCAAAGCCAUUUGAUGGAAACAUGCCUUGUUUGCAUUUUCUAAAUGUUAAUACUAAUGGUUAUGCACUAAAACAUUU